AUGUAUUCUAGCUCUGAAGAAGAGGAAUAUGAUUGUCCGCUCUGUAUGGAAGAGCUGGAUAUUGCAGAUAGAAAUUUCAGACCUUGUCCAUGCGGUUAUCAGAUUUGUCGUUUCUGUUGGCAUCAUAUUCGUGAAAAUCUCAACGGCCGAUGUCCAGCAUGUCGUAGAGAAUACUCUGAUCAGAAUGCAGAAUUUGAGCCUAUCAGUGCUGAUGAAAUAUCUCGCAUCAAACGUGAAAAAAAGGAAAAGGAGCGACAGCAGCGAGACAUGGACUUGGCAAACAGACGACAUUUAGCCAACAUGAGAGUGGUGCAAAAGAACCUUGUGUACAUUAUUGGCCUUCACCCAAAGUUGGCUACAGAAGAGACGAUUCGCUCAGCAGAUUACUUUGGACACUUUGGCAAAAUUGCAAAGAUUGUCAUCAAUAAGCGGCAGAUUGCACCUACAUCACAUGCCAACGGGGCGACUUCAAUGCAACCCAGUGCAGCUGUAUACGUUACCUAUGUGAGAAAAGAGGACGCAGCAAAGGCAAUACAUGCUGUGGAUGGCAGUGUGAUGGCUGGUAGAAUCUUGAGAGCCUCUUACGGCACAACGAAAUACUGUACAUACUAUCUUCGCAAUAUGACCUGUCCAAACCCAAAUUGUCUGUAUCUCCAUGAACCAGGAGAGGAUGCAGAUACAAUAUCCAAGGAAGAAUUGGCUACUGGAAAGCACCGUAUGAGAGACCAAAUGGCCAAUGACGAUUCAGACGAUGAGCAUGAUCAAGAGGACAUGGAUGAUGACUUUCGAUCGGCUUCCACCAAAGAUGAGCGAUCUGCAUUACCAGCAACUGCCUCCUGGGGUAAAACCAGCACACCAGGCACACCCGUCGCCAAGAAUAGUCAGUUGCCAGAACGUGCAUUGACGCCUGAUGCAUUUGGCCCACCCUUAGCGGUGGCAGUAGCUCAACAGCAACAGCAGCAGCAACAAAAGCAGCAGUUAUCGCCCAGUGUACUAAAACGAAAAUUAGAAAAGAAAAAGAGAAAGGAAUUGCUUAGGCAAAAGAAGGAGGAGGGGCUACAGUUGAAGGAAAAGCCAGUGGCAGAGCAAUCAUCCUCAUCAACACCAACAGCAGCAUCAUCAGCAGCAGCAGCAGCACCUCAGAAGGAAGCAUUUGAAUUUGAUCAUCUCGUCAAUUUUGUGCUGGGAGAUGCUUUCAACCAAGCGUGUCUGCCGGAUGUCGACAGUGCGGAUGAGGAGGACAAGCCAGUCGGUGUAUCUGGUCUCUAUUCAUCGGAUGAGGACAGCAAUGCUGUUCAAACACCUAACGAAUCCAACAGCAGCCAUGAGAUAGAGAACAGCUUGACGGAAGAAUUAAACAAGCUCAAUUUUGAUGCCGUUUCACCACUAGAAUUCUUGACACAAGCGGUACCUACACCGGCAUAUACAGGCACAUUUAAUCCUUUCACACAUCAACUGUUGAGAACAUCACCACCAAUAGAAAACACGAGCUUAUUUGAUUCUCCUGUUCGAAAAACGUCUCGAUUUGGUUUUGCACAGUUUUAA
This is a messenger RNA of Mucor velutinosus, 1545 nucleotides long. It is a transcript of the gene COX12, whose product is annotated as Cytochrome c oxidase subunit 6B. Gene Ontology annotation, cellular component: CCR4-NOT complex. The record is from RefSeq and is a predicted model, not a curated record. Gene Ontology annotation, molecular function: metal ion binding; RNA binding; ubiquitin-protein transferase activity. The coding region runs from base 1 to 1545 and encodes 514 amino acids. NCBI's taxonomy places the organism in Eukaryota, Fungi, Mucoromycota, Mucoromycetes, Mucorales, Mucoraceae. Gene Ontology annotation, biological process: protein ubiquitination. The transcript has 4 exons.